CUCAGUUCCAGACAUGGCAGCGUUGAGACCAGAGCAUCGCUAUGGACUUUCGUGUGGAAAAAUUAACAAAAAUAUCCCGAAUAAAACACUUUACCACGUCAAGCUCACCGACUCUGCCAUUCGAGCACUGGAAGCCUAUCAGAACCUUAAGGGGUCCUUACCAAACCAGCCAUCCAUCUGCUUCAAGGGGAGCCAAGGGUAUAUCAAGAUCCCCACCCCUUCCUCGGAGUCUCCUGACGGCCUGCGAAUCUUCUCUUUCUACCUGUCCAGUGACAGCAAAGACAAGCCUCAGGCCAGCUUCGACUGUAUUCAGCAGUAUGUCUCUGGGGAGGGCAGGGAGCAGCUGGAGUGCCAGGGCAGUAUUCAGGACAAGAUCACGGUGUGUGCCACCGACGACUCCUACCAGAUGACCCGUGAGCGCAUGUCCCAGGUGGAGAAGGACAUCUGGAGCCGGACGGCCAUCGAGAUCAAGCCGGGGUCCACCUAUCCCAGUAAAUGUGUUAAAAUUCAGAAGAAGGGGCCACCCUCAACUCCGGACAGCCUCCACAAGUACUCACCUAACAACAAGAGGGGCGGGGCGCUCUCGUCUGUGGCCAAUCGGCCGCUCAGAGACCGCGUCAUCCACCUGCUGGCGCUGAAGCCCUACAGGAAGCCGGAGCUGCUCCUGUGGCUGGAGCGCGACAGAGCCAGCCCCAAAGACAAGGCUGACCUGGGAUCAGUGCUGGAGGAGGUCGCUAAACUGAAUCCUAAGGACAGCAGCUUCACACUGAAGGAUGAGUUCUACAAACAGGUCCAGAAGGACUGGCCCGCGUACCACGAGGAGGAGCGGCAGCUGCUCCACAGGCUGCUGACCAGGAAGCUGCAGCCACUCGGCAAUGGCCAAUCAAAGAGUCUCCAAUCAAACCCCGCAUUCAGCAAAACCUCAGGGGAACCUCCUGCGCAUCUCAGCCCCGUUAAGAAUCUGGCUGUGAAACGCCCAGUGCCUUCUGACCCACUGGAAAAUCAGGCUCAGAAGAAGCCCAGAGUGCCAGAGCAGCAUCAGCAUCCACAGCCCGUCUCCAACGGACUCCCACACGGAGGCCAGGCUGCCCCUGCCCCAGUUGCCUCCAGUUUACACACCAAGACUGAGUUUCAGAGGACAAGUAACCACACGUCGGAGAGCCAAAAUGGCUUCCUUCCGAAGCACAAGCUCAGCAGCUCCUCUGAUGGUCAGAAGCUGGAGCGAGCCAAGCAGCACCCCCUGCUGACCAGCCCCAAGCCCCCCCGGACUGAAUCCUCUGUCUGCACUGACCAGCAGCUCGCCAAUGGCCAGCACAAGAAGAAGAAGUCCAAGAAGCACAAGGAGAAGGAGAGGGAGCGCUUGAAAGACAGCGAGAAGAACGAGUGGCUGGAGGCCAGCCCUGACCUCAAGCACAAUCAGGAAAACCUGAAAGAGCACGAACGUGCAAACACACCUGUCACUCCGACGUCCCCAGCCGAGCUGACCGACUACCUGCUGAAGUACAGUCCCAUCACAACCUCGGAGCAGCGUCAGAAGUACAAGGAGGAUUUCUGCGCCGAGUACGACGAGUACAGAGACCUUCACUCCCGGAUCGGCAGCGUCACCCAGAUGUUUGUUCAGCUGGGCUCCAAGAUAAAGACCCUGACCCCCGGAACGCAGGAGUACAAGGUUAUGGAAGACCAAAUAUUGGAAAAAUACAGAAAGUAUAAGAAGAAGUUUCCGGGCUAUCGGGAAGAGAAGAAGCGCUGCGAGUACCUCCACCACAAACUGUCGCACAUCAAAAGCCUCAUCCUGGACUUUGACCAAACCCAGACGCCUUCGUAGCGCCGGAGCCCCCCUGGAGUGCGGGCGGACCAAAAGACCCCCUCCCAGGGGCCCCCCU
Megalops cyprinoides (Indo-Pacific tarpon) is the source of this 1883-nucleotide messenger RNA. RefSeq names its product RNA polymerase II elongation factor ELL. Lineage: Eukaryota; Metazoa; Chordata; Actinopteri; Elopiformes; Megalopidae. Gene Ontology annotation, biological process: positive regulation of transcription elongation by RNA polymerase II; snRNA transcription by RNA polymerase II; transcription elongation by RNA polymerase II. Gene Ontology annotation, molecular function: cis-regulatory region sequence-specific DNA binding. The record is from RefSeq and is a predicted model, not a curated record. Gene Ontology annotation, cellular component: transcription elongation factor complex. The transcript has 12 exons. Bases 14 to 1825 code for a protein of 603 amino acids.